Molecule: messenger RNA, 2264 nt
Organism: Phalaenopsis equestris
Lineage: Eukaryota; Viridiplantae; Streptophyta; Magnoliopsida; Asparagales; Orchidaceae
Product: inactive protein kinase SELMODRAFT_444075-like
Exons: 9
Coding region: 60-2009 (649 amino acids)
Biological process (GO): protein phosphorylation
Molecular function (GO): protein kinase activity; ATP binding
Source: RefSeq, a predicted model, not a curated record
UUUUUUCUGGUAGCUCUAAUUAGUGCCCAGGAAGUUGUCUUGAGCUGAGGAAUGAAGGAAUGGCUGCGAUUUUGCGGCAGAAGAUGGGAAACAUUAAUGGCGAAGUGUGCCGGAAGGAGAGGGUUGUGGUGGCUGUAAAGGCUUCCAAGGAAGUGCCACGAGCCGCGCUGCUGUGGGCUGUUACCCAUCUUGUUCAGCCUGGUGAUCGAAUAACUUUGCUUCUCGUGGUCUCACCGCACAGCUCAGCUCAAAUACUUCGGAAUUUUCCCAGGUUUUCAAGAGAAUGUUCAAGUGGAUGCAAGAGGUCAAAGACUUCUGUUAAUACUUCAAGCUUCAAAUAUGAUUUAACAGGCUCAUGUUCUCAUAUGAUUUGUCAACUUCGCGGUAUAUGUGAUACAAGCAAGAUGAAAAUUAAAGUAAAAAUCAUUUCGGGAUCACCUUGUGGAGCAGUUGUGGCUGAAUCCAGGAGAGUGCAAGCAAACUGGGUAGUGUUGGACAAACAACUGAAGAGCGAGGAGAAGAAAUGCAUGAAGGAGCUUCACUGUAACAUUGUAAUUUUCAAGCAUACCCAACCGAAGAUUCUACGCCUUAAUUUACUUCAGUCGCCUGAGAGAGAACCCCAUGUGUUCAGGAUACUUACUCCAGAAUAUAAAAACACUACUGAAGACCAAACGAUGAAUCCAUCUAGCAGCCCUGAGUUAUGGUCACAUUUAACUAAUACUGAAUUAGGAACAACUUCUAAGUCGAGUUCCCCAUUUCUUUUAUCUGAGAUAAAGGUGGACUCAAAGAAACGACUGAGUAGCUCUGAAUCCUGCUGUAAAUGCCGGAGUUGUUUGACAACAUUGUGGUUUUAUCCAUGGAUGGAUCUGUGUCAUGACACUGAUGAAAGAUUGAUUAAGAAAGAACACUCACUGAAAGUUAAAAAAGAGGACUGCUACAUGCAAAAGGACUUGGUGUCCAAGUUCAGCAAACUUGGCAUAAAAUCUGGAAUGCAUAUAGAAGAUAUUAAGCUUGACAGGCAUGUUAGAAAACCUAUUGAACUGUCAGAAAAUGCAUCUUUAGGACCUCCUCCUUUAUGUUCAAUUUGUAAACACAAAACAACUGGAUUUGGGAAGCCCCCCACAUCAUUUAGUUAUGCUGAGUUAAGUCUUGCUACAGGAGGAUUUUCUAGAGAUAACUUUUUGGCUGAGGGUGGCUUUGGCGUUGUUUACAGAGGUGUUUUAGCUGAUGGUCAGCUGGUUGCAAUUAAGCAGAAUAAACUUGCUGGUUCGCCAGGAGACGCUGAGUUCUGUUCAGAAGUGGAAGUUCUAAGCUGUGCGCAGCAUCGUAAUGUGGUGAAGUUAAUUGGUUUCUGUAAGGAGGGUGAAAGAAGGCUACUGGUUUAUGAAUAUGUAUGCAAUGGUUCUCUAAAUUUUCAUUUAUAUGGUUCGAACCAAAGAAGAUUGGAAUGGGCUGCCAGAAGAAAAAUUGCUGUUGGUGCUGCUCGUGGAUUGAGGUACCUUCAUGAAGAGUGCAGAGUUGGUUGCAUAAUCCACCGAGACAUGAGACCAAACAACAUUCUAAUCACACAUGAUUUUGAAGCACUGGUUGGAGAUUUUGGCCUGGCAAGAUGGAAGCCUGAUGAAGGGCUUGGUGUCGAAACACAAGUUAUUGGAUCCUUUGGGUAUUUGGCACCAGAAUACAGUAAGAAUGUCCACAUCACUGAAAAAGCUGAUGUAUAUUCGUUUGGAGUGGUAUUGCUGGAGCUCCUAACUGGAAGAAGAGCUAUGGAUAUUAGAAGACCAAAGGGUCAGCAUCGUCUCACUGCAUGGAUUCGGCCAUUAUUGGAUGAAUGUGCCAUUAAAGUUCUACUGGAUCCAAAUCUUAGAAACAACUACAAUGAGAAAGAGGCAAUCUGUAUGCUGCGUGCUGCAUCUCUAUGCAUCAAUAUAAAUCCCGAAGCUAGGCCACUUAUGUCUCAGGUACUAAGGAUACUGGAGGGUGAUUGUUUUAUCGAACAGAGUGCUUAAACAGUUAUUCAUAUAGGACAAAAAGUGUGACGGCAUCAUGGUAAUUGUUGAGAUUUGUAACUAAUUUAGGGUUCUAUUGAUAAAAAAGAAAUAUAGAAGAAGCCUAGGGGUUUAUUUAUAAAACGUUAUAAUGUUCUUUAUAAGCCCAUAUCAUGAAUGGAUAGAGAAAGUUUUUUUGGAGCAAUUAUCUCUUUUGCAAAAAUGUCAUCUAAUAGAUGGAUAAACUAAACAAUAGUAAGAAAACCACAUCUUGUG